This is a messenger RNA of Durio zibethinus, 802 nucleotides long. RefSeq names its product V-type proton ATPase subunit c''1. Gene Ontology annotation, molecular function: proton-transporting ATPase activity, rotational mechanism. Gene Ontology annotation, cellular component: proton-transporting V-type ATPase, V0 domain. NCBI's taxonomy places the organism in Eukaryota, Viridiplantae, Streptophyta, Magnoliopsida, Malvales, Malvaceae. The record is from RefSeq and is a predicted model, not a curated record. Gene Ontology annotation, biological process: proton transmembrane transport.
CAGAAUUCGGAUCAAUCAUAAGUGCGGUGAAUUCAUCAGACCAAGGAGUAAAGCAAAUAAAAAGGACAAUGUCAGGAACUUCAACGGUUGGAGAUUCAAGCUCCUGGGCCACUGCUCUCGUCAAGAUUUCACCUUACACUUUCUCGGCAGUCGGUAUCGCCAUCGCGAUCGGCGUCUCCGUCCUCGGCGCCGCCUGGGGAAUUUACAUAACUGGGAGUAGUUUAAUCGGUGCCGCCGUUAAAGCUCCUCGAAUCACUUCCAAGAAUCUCAUUAGUGUAAUCUUCUGUGAAGCUGUGGCUAUAUAUGGUGUUAUUGUGGCAAUUAUUUUACAAACAAAGUUGGAGAGUGUUCCAGCAUCACAGAUACAUGCCCCAGAGUCUCUUAGAGCAGGAUAUGCAAUCUUUGCUUCUGGAAUCAUUGUUGGCUUCGCAAAUCUUGUUUGCGGAUUGUGCGUUGGAAUAAUCGGAAGCAGCUGUGCACUGUCUGAUGCGCAAAACUCCUCACUUUUUGUGAAGAUUCUUGUGAUUGAGAUUUUUGGCAGUGCACUUGGACUGUUCGGAGUGAUUGUAGGUAUAAUUAUGUCAGCUCAAGCAACUUGGCCAGCAAAAUCAGUGUAAUUUCAUGCACUAAGUAGAAAAUAUCAAUUCGGUUAUGUGAGAAUGCUACCUGUUUGAUGUACCAGAAAUGAACUCUACAUUUUCCUUUUAAUUCGUUAUUUGUAGGUAUGUAUGUAGAAACUUGCUUGGCAAUGUUUCCUCUUUUUGUUGUUAUAAUGAAUGAGAAAUAAAAUUUUUUAUGAAAA